Diachasma alloeum is the source of this 525-nucleotide messenger RNA. RefSeq lists its product as uncharacterized. The transcript has 2 exons. Lineage: Eukaryota; Metazoa; Arthropoda; Insecta; Hymenoptera; Braconidae. The record is from RefSeq and is a predicted model, not a curated record. The coding region runs from base 1 to 525 and encodes 174 amino acids.
AUGUUGUUCGAAGUAGACGACGAAACAAGAGACUUUGUGACUAUCUACGAUAGAGAUUACUUUUCCAAACAAAGAAUUUGUGUCACUAAAUUUAACCCAGCUCAGAGUCUUGGAAUAUCUUCAAAUUUUAACAACGAUGCCUAUGGAACAGUGUAUCAGUUGAAUUUCUCUAAAAAUCCUGAUGAUUACUUUUCGCUCUAUAAAAAACGAACCGGUGUGAGUGUAUCAGAUCUACAACUGCCUAAUGAUUGGGUGAUUCCUGAAACAGUACAUCGCAAAUUCUAUCGCUAUCCUAAAACCAUCGAAAAUAGUCCAAAAAUGAAAAAACCCUCGAACAAUUUAGACCCGAAUAUGGAGCAGAGGAGAAUCUUAAAAGUUCAAACUGGUGAUUCAGAAUAUGUCGGUGCUAUUUGCUCAACUGGCGACAGAAUUGUCAGAGAGAAAAUUCUACAAGAAAUGAGAUCAUUUAAACAAUCGCGAACCAUCAAAAUGGAUUGCUCAACCAUUAAAAGAAGUUCUUAUUGA